CUCCUCCCGCCGACCAUGGGGCUGCUGGGCACGGCGGCGGUGCGGGGUGGAGGCGCGGUGCUGCCCCGCGGCUUUUGGGCGGCGGUGCGCGUGUGGCUGGAGAAGCCGCAGGUGGCCAACAGGCGGCUGUGCGGCGCCGCCAUCGAGGCGGAGGGCACGGUGCUGCCCGGAGAGGACGGAGAUGCGUCUCCCCACCUCGGGAGCGGCGAGGAGUCGGCGGGGGCUGCGGAGCUGGGCCGGCUCUGGAGGGAGGUGCGCGAGGAGCUGCUGCCUUUCCUCGCGGCCGGGCCAGGUCGGGAGCUCCGUGCUGUGCUGAGGGCACUGCUGCCCCGGGUGCGGCCCGCAGGGCCUCCCGCUCCGCCUGUGAAGGAGCUGGUGGUGCAAGAUGUUUGCAAUGGAACUGUAACCUUUCUUCCUUUGGAGGAAAACAGUGAAGGAAAAUACCAAAUUAAAAAGUGCAAUAUUUAUCAAAUUCAACUUACACACAUAGGAGAUGAAGAAUGGUCUGUGUCUAUUAUAGCUCCAUCUUCAGAAGAUUGGUUUUCAGAUGGAAUAACAUACCCCAAACUAUCAUGGCUUGGAGAUGUACUUUUGUCCAAACUGGCUAAGUGGUCCGUGGAGCAAAAGUGCAGUGAGUUCAGAAGUACGCUGUCACUCAUUCCUGUAGCGAAAUAUAGCAAGAUUUAUCAAGACCUUAAAGAAAAAUACAAGGAAAUGGUAAAGGUAUGGCCUGAGGUGACAGAUCCUGAGAAGUUUGUUUAUGAAGAUGUUGCCAUUGCCACUUACUUGCUGGUUCUCUGGGAAGAAGAGAGAAAGGAAAAAGGAUUGGCCAACAAACAGUCGUUUGUAGAUCUUGGAUGUGGAAAUGGCCUACUGGUUCAUAUUCUUAGCAACGAAGGGCACUUAGGUCGAGGAAUUGACGUGAGGAGAAGAAAAAUAUGGGACAUGUAUGGACCAGAAACUCAUUUAGAGGAAUCUUCUAUCGUGCCAGGUGACAGCCAUCUCUUUCCAGAUACUGACUGGCUGAUAGGAAACCAUUCAGAUGAAUUAACACCAUGGAUACCUGUAAUUGCUGCCAGGUCUUCCUAUUCGUGUAGGUACUUUGUGCUGCCAUGUUGCUUCUUUGAUUUCCAUGGAAAAUACAGCCGACGACAAAGCAAGAAGACUCAGUACAGAGAAUAUCUUGAUUUUGUUGCUGAAGUGGGAUGUGUAUGUGGUUUUAAUGUGGAAGAAGACUGCCUUAGAAUUCCAUCAACAAAAAGGGUGUGCCUUAUUGGAAAAAACAGGACCUAUCCACCUAUGGAACGUUCUUUGAUUGAUGAACAGAUAACACAGUUUAUUCAUAAUCGCCAGACCUGUGCUGUGGUUGCACGUGACAGAGAAGAUGGAUUUAAUCAUAACAGUCACUCUGAUUUGUGCAAAGGAGUAAGCUCAGAACUUCCUGAAAAUAUGAUGGAGAUGGCUAGUGGAAUUUGGAUGCCUGGAUUUCAACCCAGAGAAAAAGUAGAACAAACAAGAAAUUGUGCUGCCCUCCCUCGGGAUUUUGUAGAUGGUGUCGUUCUGAAUGUGGCAAACUUGCUGUUAAAUGCAGUCCCUGCAAAAUCAUGUUCUAAUAGUCAUGGUGGAAAUAAGGAUACCUGGAAUCCAGGAGAAAGCCUUUCCUUGAAAGAAGUAGCAGAACAUUUAAAUAAGGAGACUUUAAAGAGGCUGAAAAGUGAAUAUGGAGGCCUGCAAACACUGCUCAAGAACAAUCAUCAAGUAUUUCAAGUUCUGGAUGGGAGAGUUCAUAUUCGUGACUGGAGAAAAGAGAAACCAUCAAGGAAAACGAAGCCUGAAGUAAAAAGAUGCCUUUCAGCUGAAGCGUUUAAAACACGUCUCUGUUGGUUCUUCAUUCAUCAUCCUGACGGUUGUUCUUUGCCUUCUGAGUCUUGUCCAUAUGCUCAUGGGCCUGAGGAGCUAAGACAGUCUGAGACUAUUAAAAAGAAAAAACAUAUAUGGUGAUAAAAUGCUGCCACUUAUGUUGAAGCUUGUGUACGUAACUGUAUUUGACUGACUAUGGACUGCUUAGUGCAUGAGGACCUGCAAAAUUUGGAGGUUUUUCUUCUCGUUCCAAUAUAUGAUAUUUUUCUAGUUAGUUUACAAGUUCUCCUGUAUUUUAAUUCCUAUACCAUUAAUAUGAAAAGAUUAUAGUAAAAUAUGUAUAUACUUCUGGA
Gallus gallus (chicken) is the source of this 2213-nucleotide messenger RNA. RefSeq names its product tRNA methyltransferase 44 homolog (S. cerevisiae) (gene TRMT44). Gene Ontology annotation, biological process: tRNA methylation. The record is from RefSeq and is a predicted model, not a curated record. The coding region runs from base 16 to 2001 and encodes 661 amino acids. The transcript has 11 exons. NCBI's taxonomy places the organism in Eukaryota, Metazoa, Chordata, Aves, Galliformes, Phasianidae. Gene Ontology annotation, molecular function: tRNA (uridine) methyltransferase activity; metal ion binding.